This is a messenger RNA of Exophiala spinifera, 1062 nucleotides long. RefSeq lists its product as uncharacterized. Gene Ontology annotation, cellular component: mRNA cleavage and polyadenylation specificity factor complex. NCBI's taxonomy places the organism in Eukaryota, Fungi, Ascomycota, Eurotiomycetes, Chaetothyriales, Herpotrichiellaceae. Gene Ontology annotation, molecular function: RNA binding. The transcript is spliced from 3 exons. The record is from RefSeq and is a predicted model, not a curated record. The coding region runs from base 1 to 1062 and encodes 353 amino acids.
AUGAUGGACUCGGACGAAGACGAUAUAUACCCGGAGCACAAUGACACGAAUGGCGCACAGCACCACGCGGAGGUGAAGAUGGAAGACGUCGAGGACGGAGAAGAAGAAGGCGAGGAAGUCGAGGACAGCGAUGACGACGUCGAUUUCAUAAUAGACGCAAAGGAAGAAGUAAAACCUGAUCCCGGUGCAUCACAAUCCAAACGAGUGGUACCAGGCCUCACACCCGUUCCCACAUCAGCGGACCCACGGAAAGCGUCGUCGUCGUCGACACCUCAACCGAUCAUCAACAAGCCAGGCACGCCGGCCACCGGCACCGACUCCCAACAACAACAACAACAACAACAACAACACCACCACCAACGGCUGGGAUCUACUUCCCAGCCGCCCAACGACCGCCCAGGCACCGACUACCCGGCGCGCCACACCUCCAAGCUCGACCCGAACGGCAACCCCGUGCACCCCGCGACGGGGAAACCCAUCCUCGCGACCGACUUCGACCUCGACUUCCCUUCGGAGUCGUCCAAGCCGUGGCGCAAGCCCGGCGCAGACAUCACAGACUACUUCAACUACGGCUUCGACGAGUUCACGUGGGCCUCGUACUGUCUGAAGCAGCAGACCAUGCCGAAAGAGAUCAAGGAGAUCAACCAGCAGGCCGAACAGAUGAAGGCUUUCGUGGAAGGGAUCCCCGGCGGCGGAGCCGGUGGUAUACCGGGGAUGCCACCCCUGCCUGGUGGUGCUAGCGGCCCUGCGAGUGGAGGCGGAGUUGUAGGCUUAGGUGGAGGUGCACCAGACAUGUCCGCCAUGGCCAUGCCCAGCGAGGCGCAGAUGCAGCAGAUGUUCGCCGCCAUGACGUCUCAGGGCCUCGACCCGACCACCAUGGACCCGAAUCAGUUCAUGCAGUUCAUGGCUGCCGGGGGUGCUGGUGCUGGAGGUGGUGGUAUGAUGGUGGGUCAAGGCGGACCGCCCACAGGCCCCGGAGGGUUUGGGGGUGGCGGUUUUGACCAAGGCGGCGGCGGCGGGUUCGGACGAGGGCGCGGUAAAGGUGGAAGGAGGAAUUGGUAG